AUGGGAAAUAACAAGAGCAGAAAUCCAACUCCCAUUCCACCACCAUCUUUCGAAUUAGAUUUCCGAACCAUCAAGGAAAUUAAUCAGGAAAAAUUUGUGUUGCAUCCAGAUUUAACAUUCGAAAUGGCAACAAAUUAUUUGGAAAUUGGUGAAAUUUUACAAUUGGCAUUGUCAUGUAAAUUAUUGUACUCGUAUUUGUGGUUUGAUCAGGAAAAAUUGUGGAACGCAGUGGCAAGGAGAGAUGGCUUUACGAUUCGACAGCACGAAUGUAAACAACUUUAUCGUACGUUGAGGAAGAAGGAGAUUAGUUUAUUGGAAAAUCCAAAAUUUAGUUUGGUUUCUCUCUUUUGGAAACCAGAAUUUGUUGCUGAAUUUGGGAAUAUUGAAUUGAAUCAAUUAAUUUACAUAUUAAGAAAUCCACAUUUUCACAUAAUGGUUAAAGCCAAUUUGAUUGAAUUUUCAUUGAAACAAUUCAUCACUAGUGAGAAUUACAAAAAAUUGAAGAAUCUUUUAUAUUCAAUGUGUAGGAUUGAAAAUGGAACAAACAUUAUAUUACCAGAUGGUUAUUUAGAGAGACCUCCAUCUAAAAUAACUCUCCUUUCAUUAUUAUGUAAACAUUUAUUCGAAAUACCAGGUGCUGAUGAUAUUAUUAUAAGAUUUGCACCUUUUGGAUUGGUAUCUGAGGAAGUGAACAAGUAUUCCUCUGUCUUUACAUUUGAAAAGAGAAUCAUUUUAAUAUUAUUAGAAAAGUGCAAAAGAAAGGAACCUAAUUUGGAUCAAUACUUUACAAUAUUCACUCAAAUAUUCGAGAAGAAAUUACAUUUACUGGAAAAUUUCUAUCAAUUCAAAGACUUAUUGGACUCAUUUCAAACACUGGACAUUGAAAAAAUUACUCCUACCUUAAUCCAUUUACUUUCCAGUAAUGAGAAAUUAUUUCCAGGAGCUACCUUGCUUGAUCUACAUGUUUAUCAUCCAAAAAUUGUUGCAGAAAUAUCAAAGCUGUCUCAUUUACCUUGCAAUCACUCAAUGAACUACAUUCUAAAGUAUUUAGAUAACAGUACAUUUUCAUCUCAAGAACAACUUGCUAUACCUCUUGAUUCUCUUUUUCAAAUAUGGGGAAAAUAUGGUAAAAUGAUUUCUCAAUAUUAUCUAAGAAGGAUUUGUGAAUUGGAUUUUGAAAGAACUGUGAAUCAAAUAUUGGAAUGUGAGCCCGUGUCUUUCUGUUCUUUUGACUGGGAUAAUCAGCGUUACCAAUUUCAGUAUUUGUUUUUCUUGAAACAACUGGAAAACCAUGUCAAGACUCUUGAUUCUUCUGAAUAUGGAUUAUUCUUUCAGAAACUGAAAAAGGUAUCAGAAACCAUCCAUCAGAACAGCAAAGGAGAGGGAUACACGAAAAUACUGAAUUCUAUUCUCUUUGAGAUUGAGCGGUUUGCAUCCCAGUAUCCAUUCAGUAACUCUUUGAAAAAAGCAAUUGAACGAGAUUUUUAA
Naegleria gruberi is the source of this 1488-nucleotide messenger RNA. RefSeq lists its product as uncharacterized. The record is from RefSeq and is a predicted model, not a curated record. Lineage: Eukaryota; Heterolobosea; Eutetramitea; Acrasida; Naegleriidae. The transcript has a single exon. The coding region runs from base 1 to 1488 and encodes 495 amino acids.